Molecule: messenger RNA, 6058 nt
Organism: Sceloporus undulatus (fence lizard)
Lineage: Eukaryota; Metazoa; Chordata; Lepidosauria; Squamata; Phrynosomatidae
Gene: CFAP251
Product: cilia and flagella associated protein 251
Exons: 21
Coding region: 1387-4947 (1186 amino acids)
Cellular component (GO): sperm flagellum
Molecular function (GO): protein binding
Source: RefSeq, a predicted model, not a curated record
UCGUGGCAAGAUUUGUUCAGAUGAGGUUUGCCAUUGCCUUCCCCUGAAGCUGACAGCAUGUGAUUUGCCCAAGGUUCUAGUGCCCCCCCCCAACUACAAAUCCCUGAAUUCCAUAGGAUGAAUUACUUGGUUGUAUGACAAGCAAAAAGAUUCAGCACGGUGUAGUGGUGUGAGCAUUAGACUAUGACUCUGGAGACCAGGGUUUGAUUCCCUGCUCGGUUAUGGAAAGCCACUGGAUGACCUUAGGCAAGUCACACACUCUCAGCCUGUGAGAACCCUGUGAUAGGUUUGCCGCAAUGACUCGAAAGCACAUAAUGAUGCAACAAAUUACAAGCAAAACCUGCUGAAAUCCCAACUUGCAUGCGGCCAUUGAAGGUCCAGGACCCCUGUCCGGUUUUGAGUGUGGCAGCCCUCUUUGGGAUGUCAUGACAGGGCAGCACAUGGUUACUGGAGGUACUAUUCAGUUUCACCUUUGCUGGGAAGGGCUUGUGGGAUUUGGUGGUUUUGCCUCUGGUGCCAAAGCAACAGCCAGCUGCAGAGACUUAGCAUCCCUUGGGGAAGUGCAAGUAGCCAUUUGCCACUCACCUCAGGCACCCAGAGGUUUGGAGUCAGUCUUGCAGGGAUUGAAAUAAAACAAGUAACCCUUCUGCUUUGCCGGGUUAAAGCUUAGGACAAAGAUUUCUGUAGCCCAGCCAAAAAAUGCCCGCUGUGUUAGGUAGCUCUAUCUGCGGCCUGCCGCUCUCUGGCAGUUGGCAGUUGCUAUGGGAACGAGAACCCAGUGCAAACAGUAGGCCCUGUUCCCGGAGCAGCUCAGUUUGCCUUUGGUGCCAGGCAGGUGAGUUUGGAAAGGACAGGGAAGGAUACGUUCCCUGAAAGAAGAACGAUGGGGGAUUGAAGGAUGCCCAGAGGAAAAGGCAGACCCAAGUAGAGCAAACAUAAAGCAGCAUUGAGAAAGAUUGGGGCGGGGGGGGGGGGUUUGACAGGCACCAUGCUCGUGCCAAGCAGUCAUUUAGGAAGGGCUUUCACACGCUUUGCUUGUUCUUUUGCCUGGAAAGCUGUGGCCCCUCUUUGUAAAUUGUAUAUUUCAUCAAAUCAGUCCGGCACAGUCUUAAAGGUGGUGCCAGCAGCAGCAUUCAGGCCUCUGGAUUGUGUUGGACUCCAACUUCCAUUGCUCUCUGCCAUCAUCGGCUGUGCUGGCUGAAGGCGGUGGGAGCUGUAGUCCAAUAGAGGAGAGCUGUCUGGAAAGGUCUGAGCCAAGGCCCGGAGGUUGGCAGCUCUGUAAUAUGUCUGAGCUGUGGCCCCUUCCUGCAUGCUAGAAAUGCUGUUUUGUAUGUACUGGUCUUGAAACCUGAUUUCUGAGUCACAGAGGUGAUUUCGCGAGGAAGGAUGGAGGAAGACAGCAGUAAACCAGAAACGCCUCAGGGGACGGAAGAGUCAGAACCAGGAGCAGAGAUACAAAGAGAAGAGAUGCCACUGGCUGAAAGUGCUCCUGCGAAGAGUGACUUGCCCAGCCAGGCAAGACAAGGUCUAGAGGAGGAGGCCCAGGAUUCUGCAGGACCCAUGGAAGCAACGCAACGGGGCAAACAGGCUUCGCAAGGGGUGAAAACCAGCAUUUCUCCUGGUCCUCCAGAAACCUCUCAAGACACCACUGCCAGUGCAAAUGCAACUGAAAUGUCCAUAACAGAGGAAAAGGAGCCUGGGAUCCCAGCACAAAAGGGCCAAGCACCCAAAGAGGACCUACAGGCAACUCACAAGCCUGGUGGUGUCAGGGAUGAUAAAGAAGAGGGAGACCAAACUGGAUUGGAAAAAGGCCAGGACAGGAGCCAAACACCAGAAGCAGGGCCAAAGGCCGCCACUGCAGAAACCCAUCGUCCCCAAAGUCAAGAGCAGGACAGAAGAAGCCCAAGCCAGCCGCCUCCUUUGCUGUCAGAAAGCACUGCUGGCCAAGAUGGUCAAGGUAGUCCUGUCAUGAAGGGAGGUAGUUCUGAGACGGGCCAAGAGGUAGGCCUUGUCCUCAGACCCCAAGAGCCACUUGGUGACAAUGAGAGAGUCAGUCAAGAAACGGGCAUCCAAACAGCCCAAGAAGAGCAUGGGCCAUCCCAAGCACAAACUCAUCUCGCCAGUCUGACUCCAGCUGAGGAGGAAAAGUCUAUAGUGUCUACCGCUGCCCCAGCCAUGAUGUUAGAGGAUGAAACCAGACCACUCUCUGACCAUCCGCUGAGUCUUUCUUGGGUUUUUGGCUACAACAACAAACUCCCUGUUUUCAACUUGCUUGAUGAAGACUUCAGAGUGAUUCUGUAUGUUUCUAGUCACACUGCUGUGAUCCACGACGUCUUCAGGAAUAAGCAGUAUCCCCUCCAGGGACACUCGAGUUGUAUUUCUUGCAUCUGUCUAAGUCAAGACAGGCGAUGGAUAGUAACUGCAGACCGUGGUCCGGACAGCUUGAUUAUUAUUUGGGACGGCUAUUCAGCGGUCCCUGUGCACACAAUAUUUGAUAGUCACCCAGAAGGCGGAGUCAGCGCUGUUGCAAUUUCCCAUGACUCCACAUUACUGGCUACUGUCGGAGCUGGGGAAGAGCAGAAAAUUAGCAUUUGGAGCUGGACUUUAGGUGACACAGAUCCUGACUGCAGUGUCAAAAUCCUCCCCCAGUAUGGUUUCCAGAAUUACAUUGCCUUUCAUUCAAGAGACCAUAAUGAACUGGUCAGCAACAGUGAAAUUCAAGUUAUAUUUUAUAUGCGGGAAUCCAGCGUCUUGCACUAUUUUGCUCCCAUGCUGACAGAGAAAACGUUCGAAAAAACUGUGGGACUCUUUAGCCAGACGCUUUUCCAUUUCAGCACUGACCGUGCCAUCACUGCAACACUAGAAGGGAAAAUAGCAUUGUGGGGGCCUGUUUGCCUUCCUUCCCAAGAUCCCGUUCCGAAACCCUACAGUAUGAAAGCCAUCAAGCUGAUACAUUUGCAGAAGGAUGGCAUCACGGUGCUGGCCACCACAGAUAAGAUGUUUGUAACUUGUGACAACAAAGGGCAUGUGAAAUUCUACGACGGAGACCUACAGCUUCUGUACUGGUACAGCAAAUUGAAAAUUGGGCCCAUCCGGUCAAUUUCCUUUUCCAAGAAAAAAGCAUGUCCUGUGGAUAUCAGCAAGUUACCCAUCUCUUGCACCUUAGCGGGGGAACCUUUUAUUGUUAGGAAUUUUAUUAUUUCCUCAUCGAAUUCAGUAGUGAUUCAUGUCAAGCCAGAGGGUCUAAAAGUCAGCAAAUGCCUGGAGGAGCCCAAAGAUGCUGUUCAUGCCAUUACGUGUCACCCAAGCAAACCUCUCAUGGCCAAGGGGAGCUUUUGCGGUCUCCUGAAAGUGUGGAACUACAGUCUUAACAAAUACCUGGUUAGCCGAAUCUUUAAGGAUAGUAUCAUCCGGACCCUCUGUUAUAACCACGAUGGUUCACUGCUGGGAGCUGGCUUUGAAAAUGGAUAUGUUUACCUCCUUGAUGCUAUAUCUUUGGAGAAUGACUAUCAAAAACCUCUCCAAUAUUCAAAAGGGCCUCUGACCCACAUGGCUUUCUCUCAUAACUCUGAGUAUUUUGCCACAGCGGAUGAAAAUAUUUCGGUGAACCUUUACACACAGUUUGUCAAAGAUGGAAUUAAAUUCUGGGAUCUCCUGGCAGCACUCCACUCCCACUACAAGCCAGUCUGUGCCCUUCUCUUUGGGUUGCAGUUAGACAGCGAUGAACCUAGGCUCUUAAGUCUUGGGGAAGACAGAUUCUUGGUGGAAUAUGACCUGGCAAACAGCACCAGAGAUAAUCUGGUCGUUCUCCGAAGGGAUCGCAUCGAGCAGAGUGCUAUCCCCAAGUGUAUCACCUGGUACCCGCCUCUCACAAUGGAAUAUUUUUUGCUCACUGCCAAUGAUGAGUAUAAAAUGAAGAUGUAUAAUGUGACCACGAAGUUGUGCAGAAAGACUAUCCUGGGACCAACAUACGGUUCACCCCUUCAGAAGAUUCUGGUCCUUCCAGUUAAAGAAGGUGAUGAUCCUCAGAAACGAUAUCUGGCCUACAUUACAAAAGAUAAGGUUGGCUUGCAGGUUUUGCCUGUUGAUGGGAACCCACACAAAUCUUCAGCUUUCAUUUGCCACCCUGCAGGCGUCUGCAAUCUUGCCUGCUCCUAUGAUGGGCGCCAUCUCUUCACGGCAGGGGGCAGUGACUCAACUGUGAUGAAAUGGGACAUUAAUUUAAGCGCUCUGGAAGCAGCUGUCUUACUGGGUGGGGAAGAUUUAAUCCCAUACUACAACUUCCUGGAAAAUGGCAGAGAAGGCAUGUUUUUCAAGGAACUAGAAGACUAUUUUUAUUAUGCUCAGUUGUGCCACCAAGGUAUCAACACAAUGGUGCCUAGAAAGGUGUCUACACACAUCCCACUGGAACAAAUUCCUUUUGUCAUGCGAGCAAUGGGCUUUUACCCAACCGAGGACCAGAUUGAAAACAUGUUAAAUGAAGUCAAAUUCAGUGAAUUCCUGGAGACUGGGAAGCAAAUGACUCACAUCGAUUUGCGGGGCUUUAUCAAACUCUACAUAAAUCAUCGGCCUGCUUUUGGUCUGUCAGCAAAAGAAAUACAACAGGCCUUCCAAGUGCUGGGCUAUGAGAAUGAGGACCGUGAGCUGGCCAUUAACAGGAAUGACCUACUGUUGCUGCUUCAACACCGAGGAGAGCAUUUCACAGAAGAGGAGCUGGCAGAAUGCCUCACCACUUUGCUGGGUGUCAAUCCAGAGGGGGGUCGUGCAGAAGUAGGCACCUACGAUCCCACAGGUGCAGAUGUCUUUAUUGAGGAAGGCAUUCCGGAGGAAAUUACAGCCGAGCAUUUCAUCAUGGACAUUCUUGGCUUACCGGUUCCAGAGCCCACAUUGAGAGAGGCAGAAACUCCAAAUGAACCCACGAGCUGCGAUCUGGUGUUGAAAUCUUGAUGGCUUUGUGGGAUUCCCCAUCCUUUUUCUUAACGGUUAUGUGUUAUCGCUAAGUUCCUUUAGCAACAAUAUCUAUUUUUUUAAAAAUACAAAACAUUUUAUGUCAUUUUUGAAAUUUGCAAUGAUCCUGAAACCUUGCCCCGUUAAAAGAGCCUCAUGCUGUUUUAAACCCUGAGAAAUAAGUCUCAAGUUGGUUUAAAAAAAAAGGUCCUAGGACUGACCUCAUUGGUCAUUCCAUAUCGCUUCCCACCCAUUUGGAAAUUGGGUGGCCCUUUAGAUGUUGUUGGACUGCAGUUCCCAUCAGCUCUAGCCAUUGCACCCAGUAGCAGUGAAUACUGGGAGUUGCAAACUGUGUCCUUUCUGUGCCCAUUACAUUUCCAUAAAAUACAGACAGAACAGAACUGCCAAAUAACUCCACUGGUGUCCAUCAAUUCUGCUUAUGGUCAGGCUUUUUUAUUUCUUGAGACUGAAGACAUGCUAAAUGAAGUCAAAUUAAUAAUAAUAAUAAAAAAAAACAAUACAAUUUAUUUUUAUCCCGCCCCUCUGCGCAACGCAACCGGGGCGGCUUACGGCAUUAAAAUAUACACCCCUUACCCCCAAUCUCUCCCCCCCCCUUUAAAAUACAAUUAAACUAUUUGCCAUAUAAAAUUCAGUGAAUUCCUGGAGACUGGGAAGCCAGGGACCCACAUUGAUUUGCGGGGCUUUAUGAAAUGCUGCAUAAAUCCUCAGCCUGCUUUGUUAUCGCCCCAUUGCUCAUUCUGUAUCAUCCCAGACUCAUACAAGAGAUAGUCUGCAAAUGGUCAGAUCUCAGUGAGGGAGAUAAUCAGACCUUCUCAGAGCAGGGCCCUGGGUCCUUAAGCCUAUUAGACAGUUCAAAUCCAGAGGAAGGCCUAGGUUCUUCUUCAAGCCAGUUGCAGUGUUUCUGGCAUGCAUGGUUUCAUGAAGCAACUGGACACUGUCUGUCCACAGGAAAGGGAUAGGUUGCCCAUUAAAUCCACAUUCUGGUCAUGCGAUUAAUCAAAUGUGCCAACUAGAAAUGGAGCAUCAGUCCACAACAUACAAUAGCACUGUAUUGUCUUGCAACACAAUAAACAAAAGUAGCCUUAUUCCA